Molecule: messenger RNA, 2710 nt
Organism: Grammomys surdaster
Lineage: Eukaryota; Metazoa; Chordata; Mammalia; Rodentia; Muridae
Gene: Sgsh
Product: N-sulfoglucosamine sulfohydrolase
Exons: 10
Coding region: 34-1737 (567 amino acids)
Biological process (GO): heparan sulfate proteoglycan catabolic process; glycosaminoglycan catabolic process
Molecular function (GO): N-sulfoglucosamine sulfohydrolase activity
Source: RefSeq, a predicted model, not a curated record
GAGCCGGAACCGCUUACCCUGAUCGGCGCCGCCAUGCACCGCCCGGGACUGGCCUGCUGCAUAGUGCUGUUGGUCCUGGGACCCUGCGGCGCGCACUCGCGCAACGUGCUGCUGAUAGUUGGGAGGCCUUCCUGGACUGUUGAUGGCACCUGUCUCGUCUCCAAAUGUGACAGGGAAAUUCCCUGUCGGAUUGGACCACACCCUCACUUAACCGUUGAAGACUGUGGAUUCAGAGUCUGGAGAGCCCGGGGAAGCCCAGCAGCCUGCAGGGAUUACAUCCAGCCACCUUCUACUGACUCACCUGCAUGGACACCAGCUGAUGACGGAGGCUUUGAGAGUGGUGUAUACAACAACACCGCCAUCGACACCCCUCACCUGGAUGCCCUGGCCCGCCACAGUCUUAUCUUCCGUAAUGCCUUCACGUCUGUCAGCAGCUGUUCCCCGAGCCGUGCCAGCCUCCUCACCGGCCUGCCCCAGCAUCAAAAUGGCAUGUAUGGACUGCACCAGGAUGUACAUCACUUCAACUCUUUCGACAAGGUACAGAGCCUACCGCUGCUGCUCAGCCAGGCCAGCGUGCGCACAGGCAUCAUUGGGAAGAAGCACGUGGGUCCGGAGACGGUGUAUCCCUUCGACUUUGCGUUCACAGAGGAGAACAACUCUGUGAUGCAGGUGGGGCGGAACAUCACUAGGAUUAAGCAACUGGUCCGGAAAUUUCUGCAGACUCAGGAUGACAGGCCCUUCUUCCUCUACGUGGCCUUCCAUGACCCCCACCGCUGUGGCCACUCCCAGCCCCAGUAUGGAACCUUCUGUGAGAAGUUCGGGAAUGGGGAGACUGGCAUGGGGCGCAUUCCAGACUGGACACCCCAGAUCUACGACCCUCAGGAUGUGAAGGUGCCCUACUUUGUCCCAGACACACCAGCAGCCCGAGCUGACCUAGCCGCUCAAUACACCACCAUCGGGCGGAUGGACCAAGGGGUAGGACUGGUGCUCCAGGAGCUUCGAGGUGCCGGUGUGCUGAAUGAUACCCUCAUCAUCUUCACAUCCGACAAUGGGAUCCCCUUCCCCAGUGGCAGGACCAACCUGUACUGGCCUGGUACAGCCGAGCCUUUGUUGGUGUCAUCCCCAGAGCACCCAAAACGCUGGGGCCAGGUCAGCGACGCCUACGUGAGCCUUCUAGACCUCACCCCCACCAUCCUGGACUGGUUCUCCAUUCCGUACCCCAGCUAUGCCAUCUUUGGCUCAAAGAAGAUCCAGCUCACAGGCCAAUCCCUCCUGCCUGCGCUGGAGGCGGAGCCCCUUUGGGCCACUGUCUUCAGCAGCCAGAGCCACCACGAGGUCACCAUGUCCUACCCCAUGCGCUCCGUGUACCACCAGAACUUCCGCCUCAUCCACAACCUCGGCUUCAAGAUGCCGUUCCCCAUCGACCAAGAUUUCUACGUCUCCCCGACCUUCCAGGACCUCCUGAACCGCACUAGGGCAGGCCAGCCCACGGGCUGGUACAAGGAUCUCCGCCAUUACUACUACCGGGAACGCUGGGAACUCUAUGAUGUCAGCCAGGACCCCCAAGAGACUCGGAACCUGGCCGCCAACCCAGACUUCGCUCAAGUGCUGGAGAUGCUGAAGUCUCGGCUCGUCAAGUGGCAGUGGGACACACACGACCCCUGGGUGUGCGCCCCUGAUGGGGUCCUGGAGGAAAAGCUCACGCCUCAGUGCCGACCUCUUCACAAUGAGCUCUGACAGUCCCUGGGGCACUGGCCAGCCCACCUGGACAUGAAGAGAGGGAGCAAUGGAGCCAGUGCCAGCAGCCACACCCUCUACACCCAUCCGAGGAGGUCCCCUCUACCAGGGGAUGUCACUCCUGCUCCUGUAGAUGACACUCAAACACUCUCUAGUUGCUGCCAUACCAAGGACACUGCUGUCCUCAUGUCUGCCUGUCCUGGCUCAGGAGUUGUAGGGGAGCUUGGGCAUGGCAGAACUCCAAGCUUUGAUAGGUGAGUUUGGAGAUGAGCAGGUGGAGAAGCAGGGUCUGGGGCUUGAAGCCCUCUGGUUUCGGGAACCCGGGAUGUUUUCAAGCCCUUCACCCUAAGAGGAGGCCAGGCUUCUGGUUGCCACAUGGGCAACUGGCAGACCGCACUGACGACUUCAACCAACCUUGGCCUGGAGCGAGCGCUCAGUGGGCCUUGAGCUUGCUUCUGCCUCCAUGCCUACUCCCGGGAGGUACAAGCUUAGGCAGGUUUCAUGCUGGUUCUCCGAGGGGUGAGUUUGAUCCUGUGGUCUGUCUGGGCUCAGCUUGUCCUUUCUGAGGGUGACUAAGGAGGACAGGGUGUGACAGUUUCCCCCCUUUCCCCCCCGUCUCCUUUCAUUCUCUCUGAGAGACACCAAGCACCUGACCUGGUUCUAGCUUUUCCCUGCCUUCACUUGCCAAGGGACAGAGCACAGCCUAGAAAUCUAGAAAGAGAGGGACUGACCCCUCUGCCCCUCUAUCAACUCUGUCUUGGGAGGGAAUGAGUGUCAUGGGCCUUAGCAUCAGAAAACCUUUUUACAGCAGUAUAAUCGUUCACAGAACUUUAUAGUAGCACACUGGAUCUUAGGCACCGAGACACAAACACCCUCUCAAAAUGACUCCGUUUAUGGCUAGGUGGGGGCUUCACCCAAGUGUGGCAUGAUGCACCCAGAGAAGGACCAGGAAGUAAUGUCAGUUUGAGAGCGA